Molecule: messenger RNA, 1570 nt
Organism: Ilyonectria robusta
Lineage: Eukaryota; Fungi; Ascomycota; Sordariomycetes; Hypocreales; Nectriaceae
Product: tryptophan synthase beta subunit-like PLP-dependent enzyme
Exons: 2
Coding region: 312-1508 (398 amino acids)
Biological process (GO): pyruvate biosynthetic process; L-serine metabolic process; D-serine biosynthetic process
Molecular function (GO): D-serine ammonia-lyase activity; L-serine ammonia-lyase activity; magnesium ion binding
Source: RefSeq, a predicted model, not a curated record
CUGGGCUCUCGAAGGGGAUCUUGGCUUGUCCAAAAGUUGAAAAUCUGGCUCUUGGCCAACUCAAUACCAAAGUUUCUAUUUCUAAUUCUGCGCCCUUUUGACAUGAUAAGCGGGUCAUGACAUGGUUGGCGGGACCGUUGACCUGUAACGUUGGCGAGAGAAGGCGAGCCGACGACGGAUAUUCUGUCUAGUUCCAUGAGUAAAACAGCUCAAGAGGGUCGGGUCAUGGGCUGAUAUUGCACUCAACACUAUCCCACAACAUCGCAACCGCAACACGUCCAGCUCCAGCCCCAGCCUCGAAUAUAUCCAUCAUGGCCGACCUUUCAACGACGCUCCCUCUGACGCGGGCCUCCGUCAUCGAGGCACACAAACUCGUCAAGCCACAUGUGCACCUCACGCCCGUCCUGACGAAUCGGACUUUGUCGGAGCUGGCAUCGACGCCCCGCGCGGCAGAGGAGCUGGCCGGCACACGGUGGGCUGGGCGGACGCCGGCCAGGCCUGUGCUGCGGCUGUGGUUCAAGUGCGAGAACAUGCAGCGCAUCGGCGCCUUCAAGGCGCGAGGUGCGUUUCACGCCGUCGAGAAGCUGAAGCGGGAGCCUGGGUGGUUGGAUGGUGGCGGCAAGGAGAAGGGCGUUGUGACGCAUAGUUCCGGGAACCAUGCUCAAGCCCUGGCUCUGGCAGCCCGCGAGAGCGGCAUCAAGGCGUACAUCGUCAUGCCCGACAUCUCCAUCCCGCAGAAGAUAGCCGCAACAAAGGGCUACGGCGCAAACGUCAUCCACAGCGGCAGCACCAGCGUCGAGCGCGAGGCCGUCGCCAACAAGGUCAUCGCCGAGACGGGCGCCCGCCUGGUCCCGCCCUACGACCACCCAGACAUCAUGCUCGGACAGGGCACCAUGGGUCUCGAGCUGCAGCAGCAGGUCGUCCAUCUCAUGACGGCGGCCGACGGCGAGCCCCGGUUCCGCGCCGCCGCCACGGGCAGAGACAACGCCGGGCCGGGCCGGCCGGGCAGCGCCAAGGCGGAGCCCGGGCUCGACGCCAUCAUGACGCCGUGCGGCGGCGGCGGCAUGCUCUCGGGCGUCGCGCUCAGCUGCGAGGGCACCGGCAUCCGCGUCUUCGGCGCCGAGCCGUCGUACCAGGGCGCCGACGACGGCAAGCGCGGCUACGAAGCCGGCGAGCGCGUGCCCGCGGUCAAGACGCUGACCAUUGCCGACGGGCUGCGCACCCCCGUGGGCGAGCACCCAUGGGGCGUCAUCUACGAGCGGCGGCUGGUGGCGGGCAUGUACAGCGUGACCGAGGACGAGAUCCGCGCCGCCAUGCGCCUCGUGUUGGAGCGCUUCAAGAUGGUUGUUGAACCUAGCGGUUGCGUGCCUUUGGCCGUGGCACUGUUUGACGAGGACUUCCGUAGCAUGGUGGAGCGGGAGGCCGGCGAGCAUGGCUGGGAUUUGGGUUUGGUGUUUAGCGGUGGUAAUGUGGGUGCUGAUGCUAUUGGAAAGUUAUUUGCAGCAUAGAGCAACAGUGAGAAGUCGUGGCUCUGACGUGGUUAUCAGAUGGAAAGGAGUAUAGACGAACU